Messenger RNA from Asparagus officinalis (garden asparagus), 2194 nucleotides. Its product is annotated as protein KRI1 homolog. The record is from RefSeq and is a predicted model, not a curated record. Gene Ontology annotation, cellular component: nucleolus; 90S preribosome. The transcript has 2 exons. The coding region runs from base 69 to 1895 and encodes 608 amino acids. Gene Ontology annotation, biological process: endonucleolytic cleavage in ITS1 to separate SSU-rRNA from 5.8S rRNA and LSU-rRNA from tricistronic rRNA transcript (SSU-rRNA, 5.8S rRNA, LSU-rRNA). Lineage: Eukaryota; Viridiplantae; Streptophyta; Magnoliopsida; Asparagales; Asparagaceae.
ACCCUAGAUCGCUCCCACCCUUCUUUCUAGGGUUCUCCAAUCCCUCAUCGCUUCUGCUUCUAAAAAAAAUGGGGGUCGACAUUUUCGCCGUCUCCGACCCCAACGUCAACGACGAAGAUCUAUCCAAGAUCGAAAUCGACAAAGAAUUCGCCCGCAGAUUCGAGCACAACAAGAAGCGCGAGGAUCUCCAGCGGUUCGAGGAGCUCAAAAAGAAAGGCGUCGUCGCUUCCUCCUCCGACGAUUCCUCCGACGACGAGUCCUUAUCCUCCGACGACGAGCCGCAGAAGGAUCUCAAGUUCUACGACGCCCUCGUUAAAGUCAAGAAGCAAGAUCCGAUCUUGAAUCAGAAGGACGCGAAGCUGUUUGAAUCCUCAUCGGAUGAUGAGGAUAGCCAUGGCGAAUCGAGUAAGAGGAAGAAGAAGGAGAAGCCGAUGUAUUUGAAGGAUGUGAAUUAUAAGUAUUUGACCGAAGAGGGGCCUGAGUUUGGUGUCGAAAAAUUGAAUCCAAAAGUUUAUAAUGAGGAUCAGGCUGAGAACAUUAAGGCUUUUUUUGAAGCAGAGAAGGGGGCUUUUGGGUCGGACGAUGAUGGGGAUAUAAUUAAGGAGAAGGUGAGGAAUGGGGAUGAGAUGGAGGAGGAUGAGAAUGCUGGAGAGAUACAGAAGAAGUUGGAUGAGUAUUUUGGUGAAGAUGAUAAUUUGAAUAAGGAUGAUAUGUUUUUAAAGAACUAUUUGCUUAAUAAGAUGUGGGUUGAUAAGGAGAAGGAGAAAAAGCUGAUUCUUGAAGAUAUUGGGGUUUCAGAGGAUGAGGAUGAGCUCGAGAAGCAGGAUAAGUAUGAAGCCGAGUAUAAUUUCCGCCAUGAGGAGGUUGAAGGUGAUAGGAUUUUAGGGCAUGCGAGGUUUACUGAGGGGUCAGUGAGGAAGAAAACCAGUAGUAGGAAAGCGCAGAGGAAGAGUAAAGAGGAGAGAAUGGCGCAGGCGGAGUUUGAGAGGAAGGAGGAGUUGAAGCAUUUGAAGAAUUUGAAGAAGAAAGAGAUUCAGGAGAAGUUGGAGAAAGUGCGGGCAAUUGCAGGGUUUGGAGAUGAUGGGGAAUGCAAGUUGGGUGCUGAUGAUUUGGAGGAAGAUUUUGAUCCUGAGGAGUAUGACAAGAAGAUGAAAGAGAUGUUUGGUGUGGAUUACUAUGGUGCCGAAGAUGCUGAUCCUGGGUUUGGCAGUGGUGAUGAGUGUGACUUGGAGAAGCCCGAUUUUGGUAAGGAGGAUGAAUUGCUUGGGCUUCCUAAAGAUUGGGAUGUUGGGGGUUCAAAUGAGGGGUUUGAAGCGACGAGAGAACGGAUUUUGAAGCAACAGGAGGAGGAAGAAGAACUGGAGAAAGGAGAGAGUAAGAGAAAGAGAAAAAGGAAGAUCACUCUUAAGGAGAAAGUUGAGCUUGAUAAGGAGUUGGAAGAGUACUAUAAAUUAGAUUAUGAAGACACUAUUGGAGACCUUAAGACACGAUUCAAAUAUAAGCAAGUUCCAGCUAAUAAAUUUGGAUUGGGUGCAGAAGAGAUUUUGAUAGCAGAUGAUAAGGAUUUGAAUCAGUAUGUUUCUUUAAAGAAGUUAGCUCCGUAUAGAGAGAAAGAAUGGAAGGUGACAUAUCACCAGAAGUUGAAGAAGAGUUCAAUUCUUCUGGGAGAAACAUCAAAUGACAGUAAGAAAAGUAAGAAGCAUGAGAUGAAGUCAGAUUCUGAUGUAGCAGGAGCAAGAAACGAAAGAGAAGAAAGUGAGGAACCAAAUGGUGAUGCAAAUACCAUGUCUAGGCGAAUGAAGAGAAGACGUAGGCAAGCUGAAUUGAAACUAUCAAGAUCAAGGCUCAUCGCCUAUGGAAAGAUCCCCUCCAAACCCCAGAAAAAGAAAUCCUGAUGGAAUUUAAGGCAUUAGUAUGAAAAGAGCUUGAGAGAUUGCUUGCAAGGAAGAAGGCAAGAGAGAACUCGGCGAGUUACUUGUAGCAAUGUAACCAUGUUUUACGUCCAGCGGGGAAAAGACGUGCAGCCCAAUUUUGACAGCAGAACCCAUAAUUUAUGCUUUUGUUGUUGUAGUGACAUCUGUGAUAGGAUCAAGGCUUUUUAGCCCAAGUUGUGUUCUUUAACUGUUUAUUUUUGACAGUAUAUAUUAAUAGUUACUGUGGCUUGUGAUGACAUUUUGGACUUCAUUACUUAUUA